This is a messenger RNA of Salvelinus sp. IW2-2015, 646 nucleotides long. RefSeq names its product U6 snRNA-associated Sm-like protein LSm5. Gene Ontology annotation, biological process: mRNA splicing, via spliceosome. Gene Ontology annotation, molecular function: RNA binding. Gene Ontology annotation, cellular component: Lsm1-7-Pat1 complex; U4/U6 x U5 tri-snRNP complex; U6 snRNP. NCBI's taxonomy places the organism in Eukaryota, Metazoa, Chordata, Actinopteri, Salmoniformes, Salmonidae. The record is from RefSeq and is a predicted model, not a curated record.
UAGUCUGAUGAUUCCUAUCGUCCAUUUUUCAGUCGAUUACUUCCGUCUUUUUCAAACUAAACAUGGCGGCCACCCCAGCUACAAAUCCAUCACAGUUGCUCCCACUUGAGCUCGUGGACAAAUGUAUAGGUUCCCGAAUCCAUAUUGUCAUGAAAAACGACAAAGAAAUUGUCGGCACCCUGUUGGGUUUCGAUGAUUUUGUCAACAUGGUGUUGGAGGACGUGACAGAAUUUGAAAUCACACCGGAGGGAAGAAGGAUAACCAAACUGGACCAGAUCCUACUCAACGGCAACAACAUCACCAUGCUCAUACCUGGAGGCGAAGGGCCUGAAGUAUGAAAAAAGAAGCAAAGGUUUUUUUCUGAAACAUUUUUUUAUGUUCUUGUGGAUGUAUACUUGCCUUCUCAUCAGUACUUUCUUUAACCAGUUUGUGAUAAUGUUAUAUUUUGGGUUCUUUCUUUCAGUUUUGAGAAGAUUUUUGUAACAAGUGUUUUCCCUAAUGAAGCCUUGAUAAUGUGUGUACAGAGCAACAGUUGGUUUGACCUUUGACAUGUAAACCAUUUUUACCAUGUAGUGGAACUACACAUUUUUUCUUAUAAAUAAAUCACAGAAUCAAGUGUCAUUGGAAAUAAACAACCCCCAGUGUG